Messenger RNA from Talpa occidentalis (Iberian mole), 1162 nucleotides. RefSeq names its product Fanconi anemia group A protein-like. Gene Ontology annotation, cellular component: Fanconi anaemia nuclear complex. Gene Ontology annotation, biological process: interstrand cross-link repair; regulation of regulatory T cell differentiation. The record is from RefSeq and is a predicted model, not a curated record. Bases 1 to 897 code for a protein of 298 amino acids. The transcript is spliced from 9 exons. Lineage: Eukaryota; Metazoa; Chordata; Mammalia; Eulipotyphla; Talpidae.
AUGCCAGCUGAGUGCCCGCUGCUGCUGACCUCUGCUGUGGCAUGGUGGCCGCAGCUGGAGCCUGAGCUGCGCUGUCGGUGGGCACGGUGCGCAUCAGGCCCGCUGCCUCCGGAGCUGCAGCGGCUGCGGGAGGCCCAGCUUUUUGGCAGGAGCGCCCUCCUCUCAGACACAACGCCCGCCCCCGCCGGCCCUGCCUGGGUGUCCGCGGCGGCACUGCACCUGUCCAUCCAGCGAGCCGGGCCCGGGAGCACGCUGCCUCAGCUGGACGCCCUGGGAGAGGAGCUGCUGCUCUUCCUGUUCUUCUUCUGCGUGACCAGCCUGCUGGCCUCGCGCCUCGACCCGCAAGCUACACUCAGUGCCCAGCAGGCCCUGGGCGUUUGCGCCGAGACCCUAAGGUGUGUGCAGAAGCGGCGGCUCCCCUGGCUGGGGCUCUUCCGGGUGACAGAGAUGGACAGCAGCAACCUGGCCUGGGUCCUGCCACGACUGGCCCCAGACCAGCUCCUCCGGCUGCUGCCUCUCGCCUUCUACAGCCUGCUCCCCUACUUCGACCAAGACUCCCUCGAGGGUGAAGACACCUUCCUGCCCGUGGCAGUGGACAUGUACCUGAAGCUGACCUGCCUGUUUGUGUCCGGGGAGACCGGCGCGGCACCCGCUGCGGAUGGUGGGAGGCAGGAUCUCCAGGACGAGGACAGCCCCGUGGGCCUGCUGAUGCAAGCGCGGCUCUUUCUGCUGCAGAUGGCACCCAGGUGCCCGAGAUGGAGCCGCACACAGGCGGCAGAGCUGCUGGCCACCUGCGGACACUGCGACCCCGAGCUGAGCGCCGCCCUCCCGAGCCGGCAGCAGGCCACCCCCGCCCCGGAGCCCAACUGUCUGACGCACCCCUCGCAUUGUAAAUAAUUUAUUACAAGCACGACGCCGAGCUCUCCUUGUGCUAAGAAGUGGGUCACAAUCUCCUGACUGCUUCGGUAGGGGGAGGGGUCAGUGUUUGUGGAAACUGCCGGCCAGCACGGAGCCCGGAAGGGCCCUGAGGCGCGGGCCGAGCCCCUGGCCACUUCGCACUGGGCCAGCACGGGGGUCAGGACACACCAUCAUCCGCCACCACCUGGGCUGGGCCUCAGGUGGGCUCGGGCUUCACGGCCUGGCCUGGCCGCGCCCCAGGGGG